CGAAAGGCACGUUAGUUGAGCUCUCUGCCUACAUCUCCUUCGCCCGCUUGACAACCGACGGACGGGAAGCGUCGGAGAUGUUGGAGGAACGGCAAGUAUACCGUUUCUCUCCGGGAACUAUUCUUGGCGACUUGAGAGAACUGGUCAAAGGCCAAAUCCUACCAUGGAUGAAGGAUUGUUAUGAGCGUCAAGAGAACCAUAGUCACUGUGGACUUUCGGGUGACACCACGGUCUUCCCAAAACGACUGAUUGAUAUCGGCGAAGCUGAGGAUGAUUCAAUUCGGCUUAUCGAAACGGACCACAAUUCAGUCACCCAUCCAUAUUUGAUUCUUAGUUACUGCUGGGGUCAUAGUCACGAGAGCACUAAAACAACCCGAGAUAAUCUGGAAAGCCGUUUAUGCGGAUUAUCCACGAGAAUGCUGCCUAAGACAAUAAGGGAUGCAAUCCUGCUGACGAGAAUGAUGGGUUUUCGAUACCUUUGGGUCGAUGCAAUGUGCAUUGUCCAAGCCACAAAAGACGAUCCUGGAGACUUCAAACUAGAAGCCAUGAGGAUGAGAGACUACUAUGCCAACGCGCAAUGUUGCAUAUCAGCCUCGUUGGCGCGCGAUAGCUCGGAAGGCUUUCUCACCCAACGACCACUGGGUAGAUUUCCUGUCCCACGCGUCGUCACUUUGAAACUCACAUCCAGCACAAUCUCAAAAUCAGUCCUUUUGAAGGGCUGA
Colletotrichum gloeosporioides is the source of this 722-nucleotide messenger RNA. RefSeq lists its product as uncharacterized. The record is from RefSeq and is a predicted model, not a curated record. Bases 78 to 722 code for a protein of 214 amino acids. The transcript is spliced from 2 exons. Lineage: Eukaryota; Fungi; Ascomycota; Sordariomycetes; Glomerellales; Glomerellaceae.